AUGAAACAAAGAUCGAGUUAAUAAUCUAAGAGAUCACCACCAUUAUUUAAAGAAAUAAAAAACAGAUCCCUUUAAACUUAUGAAGCUUGCUUUGAGAUGGCAUUUAACAUGGAUGAUUCGUUGUUCUUAAUUUCAACAUAUGACGAUGUAUAAAUAUUUCAAUUUAAAAAUGGAUUUUUCAAAUUCGUCUAAAAUGAGUAUAAAUAAAAAGGCUGUUGGAUAAGAUAUUCGACAUUUUUUAACCAAAGAUAAUAAAUCAUGCCUCCAGAAAUAAAAUUUGUUCGCAUAUAUCCUAUAAAUUUAAUGUCAAGUCCUAAAUAUUUAUAAACCUUAUAACUCCAUUCUUUGCCUAAUAUACUCCAUAAUUCUCAAAAGUAAAUAAUAGUAGGUGGAAACGUAAUACAAAUUUGGAAAAUAAAAAACAAUAGUUGGUACUGCUCCCAAAUUAUCAAUUAACCAGAAUAAAGUUAAGUUUAUGGGAUAUCAAUAAAUGAUGAAGGAAAUACUAUAGUAGCCUGCUGUAAAAGUCAAAAAAUCGUUGUUUUAGAAUGCAAUUCAACUUCUAAUUGGCUUGUAGCUUAGAUAAUACAAGUAAAUCGUAUUGGAUAUCAAAUAAGCUUUAUAAACAAUGAAGUCUUCACUUACUAAUCGGUUUCUGAGAGAAAAAUUAUUUUGUAUGCAAAGAAUAAACAAAACUUGUUUACCAAAAGAAGAGCCUUUAAAAUGGAAUUUGGAGGUUCAAUAUAUUGUCCAAAGUUCUGUUGCUUUAAAUUUCCUCCAAUAUUCAAUAAAAAUAAAGAACUUUUAAUCAAUAAAUUUAACUAAAAGUUAUAAAUAAUCAGAUUUCAUAAAGAAUAAACAAACAGAGUUAAAUGGGAAUUAAAAAUAGAAUAACAAUUUAAACUUGGUAGUUUUUUCUUUGUGGGUGCUAUUACUCAUAAUGGAGAUCACUUAAUUACAUAUGAAAGAAGGGAGGGAAUUUAUUAGGUUUGGCAACAUCGCGAUGCAAGAAGAAAAAAAGGGAGAUAUUAAUAAAAUUAAAAUAAAUAAAUAAAUUGA
Paramecium octaurelia is the source of this 1059-nucleotide messenger RNA. The record is from the annotation of a GenBank genome assembly. NCBI's taxonomy places the organism in Eukaryota, Ciliophora, Oligohymenophorea, Peniculida, Parameciidae.